AUGCCUGUCGAGGUAGCCCUCAACACACCGCUGGCGGACGCGCUGACCGCCGCCGUUCAGCCCAAACUCAUGGAGGUCGGCUGGGCCGGCGACAGCAACGACUCUGCUCUCGCCGAAUACAUCAUCCUCAUGCUUGUCAACGGCAAGGACCAGAACCAGAUUGCCGCUGAGCUAUCAGGCGAGCUCCUCAAUUUGCCACCUGAAGAUCCCACGUCGCACGACUUUGCGCGCUGGCUGUUUGAGCAAUUGGCACAGCUGAAUGCGCAAAUCAACGGGCAGCCCGAAGCCGCCGACAGCAACGGUGCGGACGCGGCUGACGGUGGCGCGCCGUCGAACGAAAUGGACACGGACAUGGGAGCCCACGACGGCCCUGGUUUCUCUGCUCCGACUGGACCGCGAGCCCUGCGAGAAGGGAACCUCAGAGGCGGCCGGGAGAAGCGCAUGCUCGGCCACGUAUCGAAAGCCAUGGACCGCACAGGCGACCAGGCGCUGCACCGGGUACGGGGUCGUGGCGGCAUCGACACCCACUCGCGCAACGGCCUACGGGGCGGUGCGAUGCGCGGAGGCAGGGGCAACAACCGCAUGAACAACAUCCAGCACGGCAUGGCGACAGGCAUGGGCGGCCCAAACAUGAUGAUGGGCGCUGCGCCUGGCAUGGAUGUCUACGCGUUGCUCGAGCAGCAGAACCAGAUGAUGAUGCAGCUACAACAAACAAUCAUGAGCAACAACAGCAGCAGCGGAGGGCAUCGUGGACGCGGAGGCAAAUUUGAUCGCGGCAACAGGCGCGGCCGAGGUGGUCACGGACAGCACCACCACAGUACCCACGAGCAGGCGAAUGCCGAGGGUGGCGAGGCCGGCGACGUCGACAUGUCGGGCGAGAAGCGCGAACCUCCCAACCCGGAGGAGACCGUCUGCAAGUACAACCUCAACUGCACGAACCGAGAAUGCAAGUUUGCGCACCAGUCGCCGGCGGCGCCGCGCGGUGCCCAGAUCGACGUGUCCGACGUGUGUAGCUUCGGGGCCGCCUGCAAGAACUUCAAGUGCGUCGGCCGCCACCCCUCGCCCGCCACCAAGCUCGCCCACCAGAGCGAGCAGGACUGCAAGUUCUGGCCCAACUGCAGCAACAACCGCUGCCCGUUCCGCCACCCCAGCAUGCCCCUGUGCCGCAACGGGGCCGACUGUACGACGGCCGACUGCAAGUUCACACACGUCAAGACCAAGUGCAAGUUCAACCCCUGCAAGAACCCAAAGUGCCCCUUUCAGCACGACGAGGGCCAGCAGGGCGGGUUCAAGGACAUGGUGUGGACGCCCGGGGGCGACAAGGACGUCAGCGAUCGCAAGUUUGUGGAGGAUGGUGGGAACCCAGAGCUCGUCAAGCCCGAGGGCAACGCGAUGGAGGAUGAUUCUGGGGCUAAGGACGCCGAGGUCAUCACCUAG
Emericellopsis cladophorae is the source of this 1437-nucleotide messenger RNA. Its product is annotated as Nuclear polyadenylated RNA-binding protein-like protein. Lineage: Eukaryota; Fungi; Ascomycota; Sordariomycetes; Hypocreales; Bionectriaceae. Gene Ontology annotation, cellular component: cytoplasm; nucleus. The transcript is spliced from 2 exons. Gene Ontology annotation, biological process: regulation of mRNA stability. Gene Ontology annotation, molecular function: poly(A) binding. The record is from RefSeq and is a predicted model, not a curated record. Bases 1 to 1437 code for a protein of 478 amino acids.